Molecule: messenger RNA, 1179 nt
Organism: Microthlaspi erraticum
Lineage: Eukaryota; Viridiplantae; Streptophyta; Magnoliopsida; Brassicales; Brassicaceae
Source: the annotation of a GenBank genome assembly
AUGCCUUUUGGAUUGUGCAAUGCUCCAGCUACAUUCCAAAGGUGUAUGAUGUCCAUAUUCACAGAUCUAAUAGAAGAGAUUAUGGAGGUUUUCAUGGAUGAUUUCUCAGUAUAUGGUUCUUCCUUUGAAUCAUGUUUGGGAAAUCUUGGAAGAGUGCUACAGAGAUGUGAAGACAAGCACCUAGUUCUAAAUUGGGAGAAGUGCCACUUUAUGGUUAGAGAUGGAAUAGUGCUUGGACAUAGAAUCUCAGAGAGAGGCAUAGAAGUUGACAAGGCCAAGAUUGAAGUCAUGACAAACCUUCAGCCGCCCAAGACAGUUAAAGAUAUCAGAAGCUUCCUAGGACAUGCUGGGUUCUACAGGAGGUUCAUUAAAGAUUUCUCACAGAUAGCAAGGCCGCUAACACGCCUAUUAUGCAAGGAUAUUAACUUUGAGUUCACAGAGGAGUGUCACAAGGCUUUCACUAAGAUCAAGGAUGCAUUGGUCAGUGCGCCAGUGGUUCAACCUCCAAACUGGGAACUACCUUUUGAGAUAAUGUGUGAUGCAAGUGAUUAUGCAGUAGGAGCAGUGCUUGGACAAAGAAAAGACAAGAAGCUACAUGUGAUCUAUUAUGCCAGCAGAACGCUUGAUGAGGCACAAUGCAAGUAUGCCACAACAGAAAAGGAGCUUCUAGCUAUUGUCUUUGCAUUUGAAAAGUUUCGAUCAUACUUGGUGGGAUCGAAAGUUAUAGUUCAUUCUGAUCAUGCAGCAUUAAGGUAUCUCUUAUCUAAGAAAGAUGCCAAGCCAAGAUUGCUGAGAUGGAUACUACUAUUGCAAGAAUUUGAUCUUGAGAUCAAAGAUAGAAGAGGAGCAGAUAAUGGAGUAGCUGAUCACCUUUCAAGGAUGAGAGUUGAAGAAAAUCUACCUCUUGAUGAUAGGCUACCUGAAGAAACAGUUUAUGCAGCUGAAGCUAGCAAUAAGCAUGGACAACUAAGCCAUCACAGGCCAGGAACAAAGAUCUCAUCAUCAAACACACCAUGGUUUCGCCACAUAGCAAACUUCCUUGCAGCUGAAUACCCACCACCAAACUUCUUUGGCUACAGAAAGAAGAAAUUUCUGCGUGAUGUAAGAAGGUACUACUGGGAUGAACCUUACUUAUACAAGAAAUGUUCAGAUGGAAUGUUUAGAAGAUGCAUACCCUGA